Messenger RNA from Pteronotus mesoamericanus, 918 nucleotides. It is a transcript of the gene TMEM191C, whose product is annotated as transmembrane protein 191C. The transcript is spliced from 10 exons. The record is from RefSeq and is a predicted model, not a curated record. Bases 7 to 918 code for a protein of 303 amino acids. Lineage: Eukaryota; Metazoa; Chordata; Mammalia; Chiroptera; Mormoopidae.
GGAGCCAUGUCCGAGGCGCAAGAGCUCAUGCUGCAGCUGCAGAAGGACAACCGCGACGGGCGCCUGAGGAAGCAGGAGCUGGAGGAGCUGGUGCGCGGGCUCGAGGCCGAGAGCGAGAGCCUCACCGGGCGCCUGCAGGACCUGCGCGAGCGCGAGCGCAGCCUGCAGCGGAGGCGAAGCCAGGCGACGCGGGCGCUGCGGGGGGAGGCGCGCGAGGCAGCGCGGGAGCGCGCGGAGAGGGCGCGCGUGCUGCUGGAGGCAGCGGAGCGGCGCAAGCGGGACGUGGAGCAACGUAGCCGGCAGCUGCAGGAGCAGUGGGAAGAGCUGUCAAGUCAGCUAUUUUACUACGGAAGGGACCAACUGAGCCGGCAGCGCGCGGAGCAGCAACUCGGGACCCAACUGCUAGCGUUGCAGAAACAACUGGAGUUGCUGGAGGCCAAGCACGCGAUGCAGGCGGAGGGCCUGCGGCAGGGCGCACAGCGGACGGAGGAGGCCUGGGCCAGCUUCCAGGAGCAGAGCGGAGUCCUGCAGGAGCUGCAGGGGAAAGUGAUGGAGGCGGCGGCUGCGCUGGAUGCCUCGCGAGGCAGCCCGGAACUUUGCAACUCUCAGCCACGCCGGGUGCAGGAUUGCGCGGGGUCCCUCAUGGAGGAGGUGGCCAAGGCCGAGUGUAAGAAGCGGCUGUUCUGUGGCGCGGGCGCGACGGGCGUCAAGUUGUGGACGCUGAGCGCGCUGCACGUGCUGCUGCUGCUGCUCCCGCUCGGCUUUCUGGCGCUGGCGCUGCUCUACCUGGUGCUGGUCAACCCCGGAGCCUUCCGCCGCGCGCUUCGGCGCCUCGUCUCGGAGUCCGCCUUCCGCCGCCUGCGCUACACGCUGUCCCCGCUGCUCGAGCUGCGCGCGCGCGGGUUGCUGCCCUCCUAG